Molecule: messenger RNA, 908 nt
Organism: Radiomyces spectabilis
Lineage: Eukaryota; Fungi; Mucoromycota; Mucoromycetes; Mucorales; Radiomycetaceae
Product: rab11 protein
Exons: 6
Coding region: 38-670 (210 amino acids)
Biological process (GO): exocytosis
Cellular component (GO): recycling endosome
Molecular function (GO): GTP binding; GTPase activity
Source: RefSeq, a predicted model, not a curated record
UUACUUUAUUUUCAGAACUUUAACCUCACUAUUAAAUAUGAGUCGUGACGAAGAAUAUGAUUAUUUGUUCAAAGUGGUACUGAUCGGUGAUUCCGGCGUCGGCAAGACGAACCUGUUGGGUCGCUUUACGCGUAAUGAGUUCAAUCUUGAAAGCAAAAGUACCAUUGGCGUUGAAUUUGCUACCCGAAGUAUUCAAGUGGACAAUAAGGUGAUCAAGGCACAGAUUUGGGAUACAGCUGGUCAGGAAAGAUACCGUGCUAUUACGAGUGCAUACUAUCGCGGAGCUGUAGGCGCAUUAUUGGUGUAUGACAUCUCGAAGCAUUCGACCUAUGAAAGUGUUGGGCGCUGGUUGAAGGAACUUCGUGAUCAUGCAGAUUCCAACAUUGUCAUCAUGUUGGUCGGAAACAAGAGUGAUUUGCGCCAUUUGAGAGCGGUUCCAACUGACGAUGCGAAGCAAUUUGCUGCCGAAAAUGGUCUUUCAUUUAUUGAGACAUCCGCUUUGGAUGCUACCAAUGUUGAACUUUCGUUCCAACGUAUCUUGACUGAAAUCUACCGCAUCGCAUCCAACAAAGCGCUCGAAUCCUCCAACAACCCUAUUAAGCCUACAGGUGGUCAAACAAUCUUGGUGUCUCAAUCACCUGAAGAGCAAAAGCAGGGCGGAUGCUGUUAAAAGUUUUCAUAAUACCCUUAUGCUUGAUAUUCCUUCUUAUGUUUAUUUUUCCUUUUCUUCUUCUGUUCAUUUCUUUUGAUUAAAUGAUAGCAACUAUAAAUGUUUCCACUAUUCGUAUGGAUACGUUUUUGAAUAACAAGCCGUACAACCCGCUGUGCAAUGGAUGCCACCUGCUACUGGAUGCCGCACUCUUACAUUGAGCGACAUUCGUCAGACAAAAAGCCUAACGCAAUACGGC